GUUUGCGCCUGCGCGGUGGGGUCGGCAGGUGGCGGGUCGGUGUUGUUCGGGGGAGAGCGGCGGCAAGAUGGCGGCGCCCGGGGGCUCCGCUGCCGCCUCGGCGCUGAAGGGGUUACUCCAGCAAUUCACCGCCAUCACGGGGGCCACCGAAAGCAUAGGCAAGCAUAUGCUUGAAGCAUGCAACAAUAAUCUGGAAAUGGCUGUCACUAUGUUCCUGGAUGGUGGAGGAAUAGCUGAGGAACCGAGCACUAGUUCUGCAAGUGUAUCAAACCUCCGGCCACAUACAGAAGAUGAAGUAAGAGCACCUAUUCCUCAAAAGCAGGAAAUUCUGGUAGAACCUGAGCCAUUAUUUGGAGCUCCAAAAAGACGCAGACCUGCUCGAUCAAUAUUUGAUGGUUUUCGGGAUUUCCAAACAGAAACUAUACGUCAGGAGCAAGAAUUGAGGAAUGGAGGAGCAAUAGACAAGAAACUGACCACUCUCGCAGAUCUAUUCAGGCCUCCAAUUGAUCUAAUGCAUAAAGGGAGUUUUGAAACAGCCAAGGAGUGUGGUCAGAUGCAGAACAAAUGGCUCAUGAUAAACAUACAGAAUGUACAGGAUUUUGCCUGUCAGUGUCUUAACCGUGACGUUUGGAGCAAUGAAGCUGUGAAAAAUAUUAUCCGGGAACACUUCAUUUUUUGGCAGGUGUAUCAUGACAGUGAAGAAGGACAAAGAUACAUACAGUUCUACAAAUUAGCAGACUUCCCAUAUGUGUCUAUUCUGGACCCUAGGACAGGGCAGAAGCUUGUGGAGUGGCAUCAGCUAGAUGUAACCUCUUUUUUGGACCAAGUGACUGGGUUUCUAGGGGAGCAUGGACAACUAGAUGGACAUUCUACCAGUCCUCCCCAGAAACGCUCUCGCUCUGAGAGUCUUAUUGAUGCAAGCGAAGAUAGCCAGUUGGAAGCUGCCAUCAGAGCGUCUUUACAGGAAACACAUUUUGACUCUGACCAAGCCAAGCAGGAGAGCAGAUCAGAUGAAGAAUCUGAAUCGGAGCUUUUCUCUGGGAGUGAAGAAUUUAUUUCUGUUUGCGGUUCUGAUGAUGAUGAGCCAGACAAUUCUUCAAAGUCAAGGAAGUCUCCACACAAGGACUUGGGAUGUAGGAAAGAAGAAAGCAGAAGGCCCCAGCCAGAGCCCACUGCAAGGACUGAACCCGAGGUGAUAACAAACCACCGAGAACUGUCUUGCAUAGAUUCUGGGGUGCUAGCAGAGGCAGAAGCUAAGCAAGAAGCUGCUGUGAAGGAGUUAAAUGUUAAUGGACCAAAGGCUCAGCUAAUGCUAAGGUAUCCGGAUGGGAAGAGGGAACAAAUAUCAUUGCCUGAACAAGCUAAGCUUCUGGCUCUUAUCAAACAUGUGCAGUCAAAAGGAUAUCCUAAUGAACGUUUUGAACUCCUCACCAACUUUCCCCGAAGGAAACUUUCCCACCUGGACUAUGAUAUCACAUUACAAGAGGCUGGCCUUUGUCCUCAAGAAACUGUCUUUGUGCAAGAAAGGAAUUAGUUCUCCCUGUGUCGUCUUUGCCUACAGUACUAACUCAUCAAGUACACAGUUUGGCUCCAUGAGAUCACAGAGCUGAAAUCAGACAGCCAGUUGCUGACUUCUCUCUUUCCCUACGUGUUCCAUUAGCAAGCAGUCCACAGCAGGAUAAGUUGGCUGGCUUUGAUGAUGGAGGAAGACACAUGUACUUCAGUUGUUCAGGGCACACCUGCCUCAAUUCAUUAUUGUUUCAAAAUAAGAAGGGCUGUCUAUAUGUCCAGAUGCAGGGGCAGUACACAGCCAAGACAAGAAAUGCUUUCUCCUUUCCCUCUCACAACAGAAGUCUAUUUUCGUUAAUAUAUUUUAUUUUUCACAGUAUCAUGUGACCAGACAUUAACAGUUUUGUCAGGCAACCUGAGCAUGGUAUUGCUGAAAGGAGGAGUUUUUUCUUGUAUCACUGACCUUUGUAGCAUCUGGUUUUCAAGGGCGCUUGGCAUUUGCCAAGAGGUACUGAAAACUGAAUCUGACGUAGUGUGGGUGCAUACUGCUGGAUUGCUGUGAAUAGGUGCCAGCACACAGGCUUUUUCAGACAAACAGCACAUGCGUAAUUAGUUAUGUGGAGAACUCCUAACUCUUGCUUACAUGUAAAGAAAAUGAAAACAGCUGCAAAUCCACUGCCUUAUUGUCAUUUGAGAAUGAUCACAAGCACAGUUCCAAGAAAGGGCACAGAAAUGUUAGAACAGUUCAUGUAGCCAGUAGUGCUGAUGUAACUUGAUUGAGAGUUGCAGAGCUCCCUUUUUCAUGUUCAGAAGUAAAGCUUUGAGGCCGUGGAAUGUGGCAAGAUACCCAUUAUGAAUCUAAAGCUGAUUAAAUCUUUUCUAUCAUAACAAAAGCUGUUUUUGUUGUGCCCGACAACUUUUGUGGAACUCUGUUGGUCUGUGGUGUAUUUGUGUAGGUACCGUGCUUAAAGAUGAAAGCACUCCUUGUGCUUUUUCAUGGGUGAUAUAAAAUCCCAUAGAGAUAAUCAACUCACUCACAGCAUAAGCAAAGCAAGAUGUUUUGGGGCCCCAAUCUCAGCUUGGGCAGCUAGAGUUUAGAAAAAAAGUUGUUUGUUGUUGUGUGUUCUAUUUGGUCACAAAAGAUAUAGUUGAAUGCCAGAUGUGAUUUAUGAAGGAGUGAUGUGGCCUGCUUGAGUCUGAUAACAAAUUAUGUUUGGGGCUAAAUCAUGGUGGGAUUAUUAUAUCGUCAUUACAAGCUUCUGAUAAUACAGUUCUUGAGGAAUAACAGCUUGUAUGGCAUUAUGAAAUGGAAACAUCCUUUUGGGAAUAACAAAUAUGGAUUCUUUUUUUUACAUCUGAGAGAUCAUAAUUUUUUGGAAAGUGUUAAAACAAAUUGAUAUUAUGUUAAAAAUUGUAUAGCUGGCAGUGUGUGAAUUCACAUGUAGUUUGCUAAUGGAAACAGACUACUGUGUUGGAUAAGACAUCUAGUUUUUGAUGUGACUAUCAAGACCCUGCGACUCCUUUCUUGGAAACUGAUGCUAGCAAAUAAUUUAUCUAAAGAUCAUGGUAGAGACAAUGCAGAUCAACAGUGUCCGUUAAAACUAAACUAAGCUUGCAGCCUAAUGAACGGGUUGUUAGUAGCAGAAAUUCAACUUUUGGUUCUCUCCUUGACCCAUUUUCCUAUUAUUUUUGCCCUUAUCCUCAAACUUCUUUGUCCUUCGCCCACCUUUUAUUUAGAAUCUUGUUUCUUGAUCCAUUGUUUGCACCAUGCUCUUUCUUCAGCUCUUUGUUUGGACCUUAAAGAGAAAGUAGGACUGUCUAGCAUUAUUUCUUGAAGUUAUUUCCUUAGUUCUCAGCUCUGUAAAAUUGCCUGAAUUAUGAUUGCCUUUAAUCUUCUGUAUUGGUUUUGGCUUCAGCUGUCCUUAGCUGAUAUGGGAGGAUAAAAAGACCAUAUUUUAAGUUGUCAGUUACUUUUGAGGAGAUUUGCUGCUUUUAUACUCAUUGAAUUGUGAAUGAGAAAAAGUACUACAUUUGUUAAUAGUUCAUGGAGAGCUGUCUUUUCAUGAACAAGUACUUUGUGAGGAAUAGUAACUGCAACAUAUAUAAUCCAUGUUAGAGCAUGGCACGUGUCAAAAAACAUUUUCAGAGUCCUUGAGCUCUAGUAAUGCCCCAUAUUUAACAUUAAUUUAUUUUUACUUCAGCUUAUUUAUAUAUUCUUAGGGCAAGGCUGUUGAUCCUUAAUGCCCAGCACUGUUACAUUCGUUUUAAAUUCAUUUCAGAUGUUCUAUACUGCCCUAGCAGUGUAGUUUCCAGGAUAAUUAUGAAACUAAAUAUCAAUAAUAAUAUAUUAAACAGCUGUAAGAUAUGUUUUUUUCCUAGAAUUUGAAUCCAAGAAUUUUCUGGGAAGGGAAUUUUAAUAGACUACCACUAAGUUGACCAUAAAAAGUUACAUAAACACACAGAGAUAUAAACACACACACACACACACACACACAUCGCUCAGAAUUUAAUUUAAAAAUUAACAAAAUGUUUUGUCAUUUGCUGAAAACAAAAGUGAGUUGCAUUUAAGGUGGCAGUUUAGAACAUUUUAUUGUCACCCUUUUUAAAGGGAUAAUGGUUUAUUUUUAUCUAGAUUGAACCCACAUGGUGUUAAGGUUUUCAUCUAUAGAUCAAGAAAUUUCCCCUUAUAAAAAUAAAUCGUCCUUUGUUGGAAAUGCUGAUUGGUUUUAAGUCAUACAUAUUCACGAGUGCAUGCGUGUGUACGUAAUAUUAUGAGCAUCUCACACUGUUCUUUUACAGCUAUUCAAGCAGAGAACCAGCAGAGUACUAAUUUCCUUAGAAUUCUUGUAACCAAAAUUCUAAGUUGUCUUAAAUAGGAACUUUGCUGAAGGUUUUUUUAAAGUCUUCUUCUCUUGAAUGUUGUGGAUUCUAAUUUACCCCAGUGGCUCCCUAUAGAUAUGGGAGCCCUGACAUCUCUGCCCCAAACUGCAUCUUUGGGGAUGCUCCAGGCCGAGAGAGAGAGAGAGAGAAUGAAUGAAUAUUGCAUGCAUUAGUUAUUCAACCAUUUUAUGGUGAACUAUGGAAAGUAAGGGAGAUCUGUGUGUCCAGGCUUGAAUGAACCGAAGAUCUACCACUAAAUGAAACCAUCACUGGAUUAAAACUCCCUGCAAAUCAGGAUCUAGCAAAAGCUUCCUGCUAAAGGAAGGAGAUGGAGCAGUGCAUCCGUUUUUUUUGCCUGCCUCAAUGCUUUUUUCCAGCGUGAGCGAACUCUAUUAGGGCAGGUCUGGAUCCAUCCCACUUUCUCUGACAAAUACUUUGCAAUUUGGUUUGGGAAAUUAGGAAAAGUAUUCAUUUCAAGCAGUAGUCAUCAUUUGACAACUUAUUUCAUAUUCAUAUUCUUCCAUGGUACACAAAUGACUUGGAUGGAUUUUGAAUAAGUAAUACUUCUGAAGAGAUAACAAAA
Molecule: messenger RNA, 4972 nt
Organism: Anolis sagrei ordinatus
Lineage: Eukaryota; Metazoa; Chordata; Lepidosauria; Squamata; Anolidae
Gene: UBXN7
Product: UBX domain protein 7
Biological process (GO): proteasome-mediated ubiquitin-dependent protein catabolic process
Cellular component (GO): nucleus
Molecular function (GO): ubiquitin binding
Source: RefSeq, a predicted model, not a curated record